Molecule: messenger RNA, 1092 nt
Organism: Zymoseptoria tritici IPO323
Lineage: Eukaryota; Fungi; Ascomycota; Dothideomycetes; Mycosphaerellales; Mycosphaerellaceae
Exons: 4
Coding region: 1-1092 (363 amino acids)
Source: RefSeq, a predicted model, not a curated record
AUGGCCGACGUCGCACAUUCCUCACACUCCCGACCGCGAGCGAUACCAACCCUCACUCCUAAUCUCGCCCCUCCACGACACAGUUCUCACCUCACGCUAGAAACAUCGCCAGUCACACAAUACGGCAGCUAUGAAUUCGACAGGAUCGUCAAGUCCGGUCAGGUCCUUAAGCGGACAAGAAAGACGAAGUCAUGGAAGACCGUCUUCAUCGUCCUACGGCCGCAUCUACUUUCCAUAUACAAGGACGCCGACGAGUCCAGGCUCCGCCAUCAAGUCCAACUGUCCGAACUCACAGCCGUAGCACGACAACGAGAUCCCAAACGCAGAGACAAGCAUGUCUUCGGACUCUUUUCGCCCUCACGAAAUUUUCACCUCGAAGCAUUAUCCGACAAGGAGGCACAUGAAUGGGUAGAACUUAUACGGCAAGGAGCGGGCAUGGACACGAAAGAGGAUGAAAUGGUCCUUGCGAGUCCAGGCGGAGCAGAAUCAUCAUACGUGGGUUUCGAGCGCAGACAACGGCAGGCUUCAAAGACAUCCGCAGCAGAUUACUACUCCGGAGUCGAACACGGUUCAAUGUCCGACUUCUCCGACUCCGGUCUAACCGCCGCAGCUCGGAUGUCCGCUCUUUCCCUCUCGACCCCGGAUGCUCGCCAGCGAGAUGCCAGUCAACUCUCCGCCCUUGGUAUGCCCUCUCCCGACGAAGUCCGCACAAAACCUUCCGCCUCCGACGAGCGCGUAAUAAAUCACGGCUGGAUUCACCUCCUGAAAUCAAAGUCCGGCGUCCGGCAGUGGAAGAAAGUCUGGAUGGUGCUUCGGCCGAAAGGACUGGCGAUAUACAAGAACGAGGAGGAAUAUUCAGCAUUGGUGGUGCUUCCCUUUUCAACGAUCAUUGAUGCGGUGGAAAUUGAUCCGAUCAGUAAGAGUAAGAGGGAGUGCAUGCAGAUUAUCAGCGAGGAGAGGAAUUAUCGCUUUUGUGCUUUCGAUGAGGAGAGUUUGGCGAGGUGGUUGGGUGCGUUCAAAAGUCUAUUGGAGAAGAGGAAGGCUUCGAAGGCGGCGGCCGCGUCAGGAGGGGUGGGAUCACUGGCGGGUUGA